AUGGUUAAAAUCGUUAAUAAGCGUAAAUUUAACGGCGGGCAAAAAAAAAACGUUAUUUCCAACGGGGCGUUUUGGAAAGCGCUAAAAGCUCGCGAUACGCAUUGGAACGGCGGCAAAAUCGCCGGCUUCGCGAAGUAUUUAAGCCCGGAAUUAAUCGAAAUUUUGUUAAUUGCUUAUAAAGUUAAAAGCAGCAACGUUUUUUUGCUUACCCUUUGCGUUUGCGCGGAUUGCUGCUUAAAAAGCUUUAUAAUUAAUUUCGUUAACGUUAACGUGCACAAGCUAAUCCCGCACGUUAUCGCUCGGCACUUGCACGGCUUCUUUAACUUCGAUUUCGAUUUCGACCCCAACUUUAACCAGCGAAUUUAUUGUAUAAAGCGCUUAUAUUGCGCUAAAAGCAAAUGUGCCGAAAUUUUUAAACUUUUGCGCAAAUUGGCCGGCGUUUUUGCAACGGUAAUGUUAAAAGCACGGGCGAAACCGCCCGGCAAAAAGCGGGAAGCGUUAAAUGCACGGGCGAAACCGCCCGGCAAAAAAGGAAAAAGGGGGCGCUAG
Gaeumannomyces tritici R3-111a-1 is the source of this 549-nucleotide messenger RNA. RefSeq lists its product as hypothetical. The transcript is spliced from 5 exons. Bases 1 to 549 code for a protein of 182 amino acids. The record is from RefSeq and is a predicted model, not a curated record. NCBI's taxonomy places the organism in Eukaryota, Fungi, Ascomycota, Sordariomycetes, Magnaporthales, Magnaporthaceae.